This is a messenger RNA of Diprion similis, 887 nucleotides long. RefSeq lists its product as uncharacterized. The record is from RefSeq and is a predicted model, not a curated record. The coding region runs from base 519 to 830 and encodes 103 amino acids. The transcript has 3 exons. Lineage: Eukaryota; Metazoa; Arthropoda; Insecta; Hymenoptera; Diprionidae.
UUUUUUUUAUGUUUUUUACAUGGAAUUAACGGUGAAGAUGCCGUGGGGUCAUUUUGACCCCUGUGUGCAACACAAGGGUUGAAUAUCGCUAAAGCUGGUCGCUAAAAUACGCGAUGGACUAAGUACGAAACAUUUUCUACUGUCUAUCAUCGUCAGAGUGAUUGUGGUGGUUGAAGUGCCUAAUAUUGUGACCAAACUGUGUACAAGCUUUGACCAAAUUAUUAAACGUCGUACCAGUUGGUGGCUUAUGUCACAACCCAUUGCCUGCAAUGUUUAUCCUUUCGUGUGGAAACAUACUUGUUAUGCUAACCAGGAGGUGAACAGUGAACUUCAACAAGUUCGAUGUGGACUCAGGUUUAUUUCGCUUGGUUUAAAAAUAACCCGCAUCGAAUAACAUGUAAAAAGAAUUUUCCAUCGUCAGAGACAGUGUGCGUUAAAAAUUCGAAGAGAUUGAAAGCGAUUCAGUGAUCCAGCAACAGUAAGUUUUCUCUCCAACAAACACAUAAUUCAGAUCAAUUAUGAAGUGGGUCUACGCAUUGGGCCUUUUGUCUUUCGCUGCUGCUGCUGCUGCGGAUUCGGACUGUAAAGAGGACGCCUGUUACACCGUACGGUGUAUGCCAGCUACGAGAGAAACUUGUUUAGAUGGUGUUAUCGUGUUGAACGGAGGUUAUUGCGGAUGUUGCGAUGCGUGCCGUGAAAAAAUACUUCGAGGGGACGAUUGUUCGGACCUACGUUCGAACUGUUCUUCCUCAUCUUCGUCGCCUACCAGAGCCUGCGAACCGGGCACCAGCUGCAUAAAACGGAAGGAUCGAACUUGGACUUGUCAGUAAUGGAACGUAGCGAAUCGCCCUGGAUAAUCAUUGAAUAAAAAUAACAUUUUUAUUGAA